AUGCGGAAAGAAAAAAAGAAGAAAAAAAAAAAAGUUGGUUUUGAAAAUUUCUUCCACUAGCUGAGUGCCCAAAACAUCAACUUGUUUUGCCUUCUCUCUCCCUCAACCUCUCUCUUUCUCUGAACCGUACACCGCUCUCUAGUCUUCGCCUGAGGUUAUCAGGAGAUGGUCAUCUCUUUAUACCAGGGUACCAUUUGAGGAGUAGUCUACGAAAAAUUGGGUAUUGUAAGAGGUCUUACUUGGCCAGGUUGACAUCUAUUGAUUGCUGACAUGGAGGAUGAGAAUGGCCUUGAGCUUAGCCUUGGUUUAGGUUGUGGAGGAUCAUCUGCGAAAUCCAAAGGUAAAAAUGGCUCUUCAGAUACUAGGACAGAGGAAGGUGAUAGAGGCAACAAAUUGGUAGAUGAUUUCAAAAACUUUCUUCAUGCUAGUACCCAGAAGCAGGAUUCAAGUGCUGGGUCUCAAAUAAGUGAUUCUGUGAAACCUCAGGAGAACUUCUUUAAUGACCUGUCCAAGGGCAAUGCUGAUGCAAAUGCUUCAAUAAACUUGAACAAUAGGGGGCUUUGGGUUUCGAGCGGCAAAAGACCUGCUGAAAUUGAAGAAGAAAAAAGACCAGAGGCAGUUAACAAACGUAAAAUGUUAUUUGAUGAGAUAAAUAAUCAGAAGAAGCAUGAGAGAGAUGCUUAUCAUUCUGAUGUACAUGACAAGAAAGCGUCACAUAUUUCCAUAACAACAGAAGAUGGCUCUACUGCUGAAAAUGAAGAUGUGGCAGAGUCUGAAGUAGAGGGUUCAAUUUCACGGUUGGUCUCUCAUCAUGAUGAUGGCCCUAAGCGUUUUAUUGGAGCUGGUGGUCCUGAGGUUCCAAAGGAGGUUCAUGGGUUUUCUGAUUCCAGUGUUGUAGACUUGCAAGGGCAAAAGAGGCCUAAUGGUUCAUCAGAAUCUGAAAUUAAGCAUGGAAACUUGAAUUAUGGAGUUCCAUUCUCUGUCCGACCAGUAAACAUCAUGAAUUUACCAUACUCAUUUCCUGUAAAAGAAUCUAACACUAUUGGUGUGCCCAGCUCUUCAGGCCAUCCUCUGCCAGGAAUGAUGCAGGUUACUUCAAAUGGUGAGCAGCGAACAGGGACUCAGUCUGUGAAUCCUGGAAAUUUGCCUGUAAUGUUUGGCUAUUCACCUGUCCAGCUUCCAACACUGGAUAAGGAUAACUCAUGGGGCUUGGUCUCUCAUCUUCAACAGCUCCAUCCUUCCUGUGCUGGCAGAGGACCAUCAAAUUCAGAUAAGCAAAAUGAUGUGUUGAAGAUUGCUCCAGCCAUGCAAGGAAUUUCACGGAAUUCAUCUGAAGCUACACUGUAUGAAGGGAGGACAUUAGAACGGGUCAAAGGUGAUGGCAAACAGCACAUUACAGAAGAAGGCUUCACUUCUCAGACUGAAGAUGAUGUAAAAGGAAGCAGCAUGAACCUUGGGGCAAAAGAUGCGCCUGGGCCAUCAACAGCAGAAGGUUUCUCCUAUGAUUUUUCUGCCAUAAAGCCCGGUAUUGCAUCAGACAUAAAAUUUGGUGGAUGUGGUUCCUAUCCAAAUUUACCAUGGGUUUCAACCACAGGUUCUGGCCCUCAUGGCAGAACAAUUUCUGGUGUCACUUACAGAUACAGUGCAAACCAAAUCAGAAUUGUUUGUGCUUGCCAUGGUUCCCAUAUGCUUCCCGAGGAAUUUGUUAGGCACGCAAGUGAAGAGAAUGUCAAUCCAGAUAAUGGCACUGGGGUAGCCUCAUUUCCAAGUGCCAAUCCUGCUGCCUCUGCUCAGAGCUGAAGGUUAUCAUCUUUUUUCCAGCAGGAGCAAUCGAAUUCAGCAUAUGUUCAAGCAAAACCAGGUUAUGACCUAUAUCAUAUAUAAGACGCCUCCUUAGUUUUUGUUGUUCUCUUUGUUUUUUUAUUUGCUUUUACCAACUUAGUUGCUGCAUUCAAAUGUUGCAGAUAUAUGUAAUAAUGUUGUAGUAUCCAUAAAUUUGUUUCAUAUUAAUGUCAAAGCAGUUCAAUCUCAAA
Hevea brasiliensis (rubber tree) is the source of this 2033-nucleotide messenger RNA. RefSeq names its product ninja-family protein mc410. Gene Ontology annotation, biological process: negative regulation of DNA-templated transcription; jasmonic acid mediated signaling pathway. The coding region runs from base 271 to 1800 and encodes 509 amino acids. NCBI's taxonomy places the organism in Eukaryota, Viridiplantae, Streptophyta, Magnoliopsida, Malpighiales, Euphorbiaceae. Gene Ontology annotation, cellular component: nucleus. The transcript has 3 exons. The record is from RefSeq and is a predicted model, not a curated record.